AUGAUAAUGAAGGGGAACGAAGAUGAUAUGAACAGGUUCCUCUUUUAUGCUCUGUUAGAGCGUGGCGUAAGGUAUCUCAGAAUAGUUUCCAAGUAUAUACGCUUUGGCAAACCAGCUCGGGAAGUUGCCGAGUUUAUACAGAGGCCAGGUGAAGGUCGCUAUACAAGGCUAGUUCGCAAGACUGUGGAUAUAGAAGUGAUUACUCAGCAGAACACGCGCACAAUUCAAGUGGAAGAGGGGUCAGCAACAAAAGCCAGAAGGUUUUCUGUAAGGAAGGAAAUGAAGCUAGAGGCGUCGAUUGGAGUCGUGAGAUACUGCUGCUACGUUGUCAAUGCCAAGGUCCAUGGUCUCAUUGAGCGAAAGGUCAUCUGGGAAGGGGGACAUGAUGCACCCGUGAUAACUGUCAUAUCGUUGUAUUCGGAGGGAUACUGCCUCACCACAAAACACGUGUUUAAAGGUAUCGGCAGGGGGUUCCGUAUGGAGAAUAGAGUUUGGACACCCAUCUUUUUGAGUCCCAAAGAUGAAGGCAUGUACAACGAACAUGCAGAAGCCCCUCAAUCCUGUCCCGUCUCCAGAGCCACCGAGAACGAAGACCAAGAGCCUUGCACAUCGGAGUCGGUUAUCAAAUUCUCAGGAAGACCAGUGCCCGAGGUGAUUGCAGACAGCACGACACAGGAAGGGGCUAGCGUUCAAGAAUUUAAUCCCCCUGUCCCAGAUCUCACUGUACCCGCCCAAAUCCAUCCAGGCGACGUAGAAUCUGUGCAACUAGCCAUCAGCUCAAGCUCGUACGACGAAAGCGAUUGGGAUUCUAGCGAUUAG
Messenger RNA from Theileria equi strain WA, 819 nucleotides. RefSeq lists its product as hypothetical. The transcript has a single exon. NCBI's taxonomy places the organism in Eukaryota, Apicomplexa, Aconoidasida, Piroplasmida, Theileriidae. The record is from RefSeq and is a predicted model, not a curated record. Bases 1 to 819 code for a protein of 272 amino acids.